AUGGCGGACACUGCGGUAGGUGACAACGACAACGCAGCAGAAGCGUUUACGGUAGCAUCCAGCGGUGAGUACCUGCGCUACGCAUCUCGGAUUGGGGACGUGAGGGAUGUGGAGCAAAUCUUGGGAAGAUACAAAGGCGACUCUAAUGAGUUAGCAAGAUUCCUCCCCGCCGUCGUCGGAGCUGCAGAUAGCAUCUCAGGAAACAAAGCCUUGCAUUUCUGCGCUGCAAAUGGCCAUCUGGAUAUUCUUCAUGUACUUCUUCGGAAUGGGGCCGAUAUCAACGUCACAAACCUUUCCGGCUCUACGCCACUGCACUAUGCAGCUUUGACUGGUCAGCUGGAAAUCGUGAAGGAAUUAAUCAGACAAAAUGCUCAGGCAGUCGUAGAGAACAAAUACGAAAAAACCGCCCUUGACGAAGCUCGUUCAGCGAAACACAGCGAUAUUGCAGAGUUUCUAAUGGGUCAUGUCGAGAAAAAAAGUGAGCUACCGGACCUGGACAAGAGGGGAGAUGAUGACUCCCGUGAACCGGACCUGGAGGCCACUGAAGAGGGACAGGAGAAGUGA
This is a messenger RNA of Chondrus crispus (carragheen), 564 nucleotides long. RefSeq lists its product as hypothetical. The coding region runs from base 1 to 564 and encodes 187 amino acids. The record is from RefSeq and is a predicted model, not a curated record. The transcript has a single exon. Lineage: Eukaryota; Rhodophyta; Florideophyceae; Gigartinales; Gigartinaceae. Gene Ontology annotation, molecular function: protein binding.